ACCGUAAGUACUGCUGUUUGGUUGGCUAGCGCAAUUGAAUUGUUGUCUAUGAUGAGUACAUUUACAUUAUUUUGUGCAAUAUUGAAACCUGGAGUUCUGUGAUUGAGAAAAUAGACAUUGGACAUCCUUCUACCAUUUUGCACCUUUAGGUAUCCUCGUGUCGAUAAUAUUGAUCGCCAUAAUAGUUUUUGACGCAUUGACCUCAAUCAUUACGGUACAAUUCUAUGGUGACGUUCUUUCUGAUUUCGUAGCCACAAUGAAAUAUCAUAAUACGCCACUUUUUCUGUUUAUACAUGUAGUAUUUGUAGGAUUAAUAGGCCGUCCUUCAGUGUAUACUACUGACAUUGUAGUCAGUAGUAUAUAUUGUAACCUAAAUACCUAGCUAGCUACAGUGAGCUAGAACACAAGACGUAGCUAGCUAGAUUCAUCAGCCGACUGCUACACAUAGCUACCGCUAACGUUACUGGUUAGUAAGUUACAGUGAUACCGCCACGUCUUCUUAACCUCCCACUGGGCUACUGAGUGACCCUUUACAAUGGCCGCUACAAGAAAACGAACGCGAAGAGGCAUCGAAGAUGUGAGCGACAGAAAAGCAAAGGUUAUUAAAACCAGCGGUGAGAAGAGACACAUCGCAGCCCUGAUCCUGGCGAGGGGAGGCAGUAAGGGGAUCCCCCUGAAGAAUAUUAAAAUGCUCGCCGGUGUCCCCCUCAUCGGAUGGGUUCUGAGAGCUGCAGUGGACUCCAAACAGUUUGACAGUGUGUGGGUAUCAACUGACCAUGAUGACAUUGAGAAGGUAGCCAAGGCAUGGGGAGCUCAGGUUCACCGCAGGAGCCCAGAGGUGUCCAAAGACUCCUCCAGCUCUCUUGACACCAUCCAGGAAUUCGCCCGAUUAAACCCAGAGGUGGAUGUGAUCUGUCACAUCCAGGCCACGUCUCCCUGCCUGCACCCCUUCCACCUGAAGGAGGCCCUGGAGAUGAUCACCAAGCAGGGCUUCACGUCCGUCUUCUCCGUGGUCCGACGACACCACUUCCGCUGGCAGGAGGUGAAGAAAGGAGGUAGUGUAGCCACCCAGCCUCUCAACCUGGAUCCAUCCAACAGGCCCCGGAGACAGGACUGGGAUGGAGAGCUGUGUGAGAACGGAUCUUUCUAUUUUUCCACCAGAGCCCUUAUAGAGGAAGGUGUUUUGCAGGGGGGGAAGUGGGCUUACUAUGAGAUGCUGCCAGAGUACAGUGUGGAUAUUGAUGUGGAUAUCGACUGGCCCGUGGCAGAACAGAGAGUACUGAGGUUUGGUUACUUUGGCCUGGACAAGCCUGAGGUGGUGCGUCUGCUGCUGUGUAACGUCUCCGGCUGUCUGACUGACGGCCGCGUCCUCAUCUCUGUCUCUGGAGAGGAGAUGGUCUCAGUCAACACCAGAGAUACUAUGGGUAUCCGCAUGCUGCAGAGAGAGGGAGUGGAGGUGAUCCUGAUCUCGUCCGGUGAGGACCCUGUGACCAAGGCCCUGGCUGACAAUCUAUCCCAGAGGACAGGCUGUGAGGUCAGGCAGCUGGGCAAGGACAUCCAGGGUGAGGUCACAGCCAUGAUGGACGACAGGGAUCUGGACUGGAAGGAGGUCGCCUAUAUGGGUAAUGAUGCACCAGAUGUUGACUGUCUGAACCUUGCUGGGCUGAGUGCAGUACCCCGGGACGCCCCAGUGGUGGCGAUCAACGUUGCUAAAUACUCCUGCCACAAUGCUGCAGGCCUGGGGGCUGUGAGGGAGUUUUCUGAACACAUCCUGCUGCUCAAGAAGAAGGCCAAGUCUCAGAUGGAACAGGACCGCAUCCACAGAAAUACAUUCUAAAUGCUAGAAUGUGUUCUAAAGUCACAGAUUUCCAUUUUAAACUCUAGAAUGUGUUCUAAAGUCACAGAGAUCCAUUCUAAACUCUAGAAUGUGUUCUAAAGUCACAGAGAUCCAUUCUAAACUCUAGAAUGUAUUCUAAAGUCACAGAUAUCCAUUCUAAACUCUAGAAUGUGUUCUAAAGUCACAGAGAUCCAUUCUAAACUCUAGAAUGUGUUCUAAAGUCACAGAGAUCCAUUCUAAACUCUAGAAUGUAUUCUAAAGUCACAGAUAUCCAUUCUAAACUCUAGAAUGUAUUCUAAAGUCACAGAGAUCCAUUCUAAACUCUAGAAUGUGUUCUAAAGUCACAGAUAUCCAUUCUAAACUCUAGAAUGUGUUCUAAAGUCACAGAUAUCCAUUCUGAACUGUAGAAUGUGUUCUAAAGCAGUCAUGGGCAAACUUUUCUGCUUGAGGGCCAAACAGAUUUUUUGGGGAUUGAUUUGUUUGUCCAAAUCAAUUUCUGGGCCAGAAAAAGUGCAGAUAUUUUAAAAUCUAUAGAUCCAUUAUAAUUUCUACAUCCCUUCUAUCUAGUUUUAGACAUUCAUGACCUGGAGUGUUUUUUUUACCAAGAAUAAUAAUUUCCCACCAAAAAACACAUUCUAAACUUCACAUGUAAACUGGAAGAGUUGCAUUCUCAAUUGCAUACUCCUCGCACCCACUCUCCCCGUCUCCUUCUCUUCCCUCUGACCUUCUCCUUCAAUGGUUUUUGAGAAGGAGACAAGGACUCGAGGAAUAUGCAAUUGAGAACAUCCCCUUGUCAUUCAUUGUCAUGUAAAAAAAAGGAGCUGACAAGAAAGCAGUAACAGACUGACACUGAGGAUAUUGUAUUCUAAACUGCAUUCUAUCAAUCAGACAAACCCUCUGAACUCAUGCCUGGGCCAAACAUUAGGCAAAGUG
This is a messenger RNA of Oncorhynchus tshawytscha (Chinook salmon), 2770 nucleotides long. Its product is annotated as N-acylneuraminate cytidylyltransferase-like. Gene Ontology annotation, molecular function: N-acylneuraminate cytidylyltransferase activity. Bases 536 to 1837 code for a protein of 433 amino acids. The transcript is spliced from 8 exons. Lineage: Eukaryota; Metazoa; Chordata; Actinopteri; Salmoniformes; Salmonidae. The record is from RefSeq and is a predicted model, not a curated record.